CUAGACUUUUUUUUAGUGCUAGUAGAAAAAACGUGCUCAUCCUCUCAUCGUAUCUCCUUCCGAUCCCUUUUGUGCGAUCUCGACUCCCUCCUCUGGAUCAAGGUAGAGCUAGCCGGAACGGCCGCAGAGAACAGAGCCGAGGCCAACAGGGCCUACGGGUCGGCAACCAGCAUCUCAUCUCGUGAUUUCCCUCUCCAAAUCGGAGUGAUGAUGCUAAGAGUUAAGCGAAGAGCUAGAGGCUUAAAUGGUCAGCAAGAAAACCGUAAGCGCGUAAAGGAAUUAUCCAGCAUGAUGAGUGAUCUUAAAGAUAGGGUGGAGAGAAUGGAACAAAAACUCUGUUGGGAGGAACUCAGUCAAGAACUUGCUACAAAGUUUUCCUCAAGCAUUGUCGCGCUUGCUUCAUUUGAUGGAGACAAGCUGCAUUAUGAAAGCACAGGCAUAGUUGUUGAAAACACUUUACGUAAUACAUCUAUUCUGACCUCCUCAGCUUUGGUUAGCACAUCAGAUCAUGAACGCAGGUUCAUCUGUAGACUGAAGAUAAAAGUGCGCCUUCCAAAUAACCAAGUUGUUGAUGGGUGGAUACAGCGUUAUAAUUUGCCUUCCAAUAUGGUUGCUGUGGUCAUUACAUAUUCCCCUGAUCUUAGUACAGUAUGUUUCAGUAACAGCGUGCAAGUCCAGCAGCAUACUGGUUUGUUAGCUCUAGUGCGUUGCUUCGAGUCAGGCAAGUUAAUGCAAGCACAUGGGGUACCGAGUGAUGACCCAAGUAAAAUUGACAGCAAAGGGUCUAUGUUUUCCACAUGCAAAAUUACUAUGGAGGGAAGUGGUGGUCCACUUGUUGAUCUUGAUGGGAGUAUUGUUGGGAUGAAUGACUACCAUAAUCAGGAAGGAACUCCAUAUGUGCUAGGAAAUAAGAUUGAUAAAUGUUUGAGGGAUGCUUGGAUAUGUAGGGACGAAAUGCAACGACAUUGCUGGCAAAGUUUUCCCAGUGCUUUUAGGCGCCAGUUUGAAGGUAGCUCCAAUCAAAAUGGUUAUAGUGAGGGAAGUGAAAGUGAGAACCAGAAACAGUUUUUAUCUUCUAACCCUGAGCCACAAGCACUAGAAUUUACUGAGAAUGUACCUACACCAGAGCUCAUUAACAAUGGGCAUAAGCAUACUCUACAUCCGUGGCCAUCUAAUGGCCUCACAAAGAUGAUAAAUGCUCAAUUAAAUUCUGAUGGUUACCCCUUACCAGACUAUGAGGAUGGAGUCAUGCGUUUGGAAGGUAGUUUUGAAGAGAAAUUUGGCAGAGAUUUCUUGAGUGAACCUGCUAGCAAAAUUGCUUCAAAGAUGUCUCGGAGUGUUGUUGCACUCGCUUCAUACAGUGGCGAUUGUAACGUCGUGGGAAGGCAUUUUGCUUGCACAGGUGUAUGUAUAGACUUCAAUGGAUCCACAUCCAUGACAAGAGUUCUGACUUCAGCAAGCUUGGUUAGAACUUCUGGUGAUGAAAACAAGAUUGUUGAUAACUUGAAGAUUGUAGUGUGUCUUCCAAGUAAGGGGUACAUUACAGGGAAAUUAGAAAAAUAUGAUUUCUGCUACAAUGUUGCUGUUAUCAGCAUCCCGUUUCGCUGUAAUCGUCCAGCAAUGUUGGUUGAUGCACCACAAACUGAGGUAUUAGCUCUCGGCCGUGUUUUCAAAUCAGGCAAUAGUAUGGCUACAGAGGGGUCAGUGACUGGCAAAACAUGCAAAUUUGGUUGCGAAGAGCUUAAGAUCUCCUCCUGUAAAAUCACCAAGGCUGGAAUUGGAGGGCCCCUUCUUGAUUUUAAGGGGAAUGUUGUUGGCAUGAACUUCUAUGACACGGAAGGAACUCCUUACCUGCCAAGUAAGAUAAUUCUGAAAGUAUUAAGGAGUUUUGAUGCAAUGCGGCCUGCUGCUGCUGGUAUUACAAAGAAGCUUAAUUCUAGUUGGCCGGUGCCGAAGCCACAUUGGUAUUACGCGAGUGAACAUCGUCACGGUCGUAAGAUCAAACCAAAAGUUAAAGUUAUGUAAACCGCCGUGAAAUGAUAUCACACUGACUGCUCAAGAUGGUACCCAAAGAAUGGUUUGCUCAUAUUUUAUUCGAACAAACUUGUAAGUAAUGACAGGAUAAUGUGGUAACAUUGUUAAUAAUGAUCUUUAUGCUUGGA
Messenger RNA from Hordeum vulgare subsp. vulgare (domesticated barley), 2162 nucleotides. RefSeq lists its product as uncharacterized. The transcript is spliced from 15 exons. The record is from RefSeq and is a predicted model, not a curated record. Lineage: Eukaryota; Viridiplantae; Streptophyta; Magnoliopsida; Poales; Poaceae. The coding region runs from base 208 to 2025 and encodes 605 amino acids.